Messenger RNA from Papaver somniferum (opium poppy), 2347 nucleotides. RefSeq names its product serine carboxypeptidase-like 51. Gene Ontology annotation, biological process: proteolysis. Bases 715 to 2085 code for a protein of 456 amino acids. The record is from RefSeq and is a predicted model, not a curated record. Gene Ontology annotation, molecular function: serine-type carboxypeptidase activity. The transcript has 12 exons. Lineage: Eukaryota; Viridiplantae; Streptophyta; Magnoliopsida; Ranunculales; Papaveraceae.
UUUACUGGCUGCUGCAAACAGAAGUAGUCCUUUGCUAUCCAUACGCAAUCUAUCUCUCUCUACCUUUUAUAUGUAAACCUUGUGAUGAUAUAUCAAUUUUCUUGUUACAAAAUUACACGCAAUCUUUGAAACAUAAGAUUUGCCACACAAUUUCGUUUGGGCUAAAGUUUAUCUAUCUAGGAUUCUUUAUAUUAAUUCAUUCAAUAACCACCAAAAGAAAAGGACUAAAAACCAUAAUAACAUGAAUAACAAUGUUGUUUAUGAUGAAAAAAACAUUGAAUUAAGAUGAUUAAUAUCUUGUUGAGUGCUUUUCAAUGAUGAUAAUCAAGAUCAACAACCAACAAAAUCAACAGUGUUUUUCUUUUUAUGAUAUUUUUCCUUAUUUUUGAGAAUAAUAUUUAUAUAUUUUAUUUUAGAAAGACAGCUUUCAUAUGUUUGCAUUGUCUUAAACUCUUUUGAUUUGAUCCCCCACACGUUUACUAUAGUAGUAAUAAAGUUAAUAAUAAUAAGUAUAGGGAAGUAGAUUUGUUCAUAUCUUUGAUUUCAUCAUCCUCAAAAUUCACUUUUUUUUGUUUUUCAUUCCUAUUUUUAGUCCAUUUUUUUCUGUUACAUAUACAAACACAAAGAUUCCCUCUUUUUUCUUCCUUCAUUCUUUACAUAACCAUUCUAAUUUCAAUCUCUGGUUUCUGUUUUGUUUUUUCUCUUUCAAUUUCAAUGAAGAACUUCAUUGCUCUCCUCCUUUGCACUCUACUGAUUUUUGUUCAUGGAGGUUUUGUCAUGGGUGCAGGAACCAAAGAUGGUUCUGAACAAUGGGGUUAUGUUCAAGUUAGGCCAAAAGCACAUAUGUUUUGGUGGCAUUAUAAAAGUCCAUACAGAGUUGAUGAUCCUUCAAAACCUUGGCCUAUGAUUCUAUGGUUGCAGGGUGGACCUGGUGCUUCAGGAGUUGGAAUUGGCAAUUUUCAAGAAAUUGGACCUCUAGACAACUUCUUAAACCCAAGGAAUUCAACUUGGUUGAAGAAAGCUGAUCUCUUAUUUGUAGAUAAUCCAGUGGGAACUGGAUAUAGUUUUGUGGAAGAUGACAAUGCAUAUGUGAAAACUGAUGAAGAAGCAGCAACUGAUUUAACUACUUUGUUAAGAAAACUCUUCAAUAAGAAUGAACAACUUCAAAAGAGUCCAUUAUAUGUUGUAGCUGAAUCUUAUGGUGGUAAAUAUGCUGUUACUCUUGGAUUAUCAAUUGUUAAAGCCAUGAAAGCUGGUCAUUUGAAAAUCAAAUUUGGAGGGGUUGCUCUUGGUGAUAGUUGGAUUUCACCACAAGAUUAUGUGUUCUCAUGGGGGCCAUUGCUUAAAGAUUUAUCGCGGCUCGAUAACAACGGAUUAGCGAAAUCGAAAAGACUAGCUCAGCAGAUUAAGCGACAAAUUGAAGCUGGACAAUUUGUAAAUGCAACAGAUACAUGGGGCGACCUUCAGAACGUGAUUGUUUUGGGCAGCAAUUCAGUGGAUUUUUACAAUUUUAUGCUGGACUCUGCAAAUGAUCCAUUAGAAUCAACGGCUACGUCUCUUCAAUCAUCGAAAGCAGCAGUGUCAUCUCAAAAGUAUUCAACAUAUCUUGGCACCACCCAAAAAUUUACUCCCGAUGGGGAUGGGGAUGUACGUACCUUAAUGAAUGGUGCUAUUAAAGACAAACUCAAGAUUAUCCCAGAGAAUGUUAGAUGGGGAAGUCAGUCUGGGAAUGUUUUUGCUGCCCUGUCCGGUGACUUCAUGAAACCAAGAAUCAAUGAGGUUGAUGAACUGUUGAAGAAUGGGGUCAAUGUGACAGUGUAUAAUGGACAGGUUGAUCUCAUUUGUGCAACCAAGGGAACUGAAGCAUGGGUUGAGAAACUCAAGUGGGAAGGGCUUAAAACUUUCUUGAGUUUGGAUAGAAAUCCUCUCUAUUGCGAGGACGAUACUGUAACUACUAAAGGAUUUGUCAGAUCAUACAAGAAUCUGCAUUUUUACUGGAUUUUGGGUGCUGGUCAUUUUGUACCUGUGGAUCAGCCUUGUAUAUCACUGCAGAUGAUAGGGGACAUUACACAAUCUCCAAAUUAACUCAUCAUUUUGACUUUGAGCAGACACGAUAUCGUUUAACUCAUCAUUGUGAAAAAUAAAGGUAAAAUUAGGCCACAGAAAGAGAAAUAAACUUUGUUUUUCCAGCCCUUACAUUUUGACUUACGAUGGGAGAGAGCAAAAAUGUCACCAGGUUCAGCUAAUGCUUUUGUAUUGCAAAGUUGUAACUGUUAUUUUUUUCAAUUGGCGCGAUUCUAAUUUAACGAUAUAAAUCAAUAAUGAUGCUUGUUUCAAUUACCAAAAA